ACAGCACAAGCACUGCAGGACACCGUCCAUCCAAACCACACACCUCAAUCCUCACGAUGUCUUCAAGCUGGUCCAGUCUAUCAUCGGUCGAUAAGCAAGCAUUCUAUUCGAUACUUGAUGAGUAUUUUGAAUCGAGGCCCCACCUUUUUCAACAACAGUCUAGUGGAACCAAUGGCGACAAUUUCUCAGCAAUCUCGAAUUUAGCCGGUGCAAACCCGAAGAUGACAGCUUCCGCACUCAAAUCCGCAGGAGUACCACCAUCAUUAGCCAAACCAUCAAACGUAUCUGCCGCCUCAUCUGCCUCCAAACAUCUUAAUGGUAUCGGUAGUAAGGUCGGUCAGCUAUCCGGGAAAUUCAGUAAUCAUUUCGCGAAUUCAGAACAGACCCAGCAGCAACCUCAACCUCCUAAUGCCUCAUCAAAACCGGCCAAUAGCUUUACCAACUUGAACAAACUUGCAGCCACACCACCGAUCAGCAACCAGAAUUCUUUUGCUCCACCACCAACUCGUCGUGUAGCGCCUUCCACGAGGGCAUCAUCGUACUCACAAGCCCCUCCCCCACCUGCUCCUCCAGCAAGGUCAAAACCGCAUCAAGAUGAAGAAUUGGUGGAAGCUAUGUACGAUUAUGAGGGCACGAGUCAGGAAGACUUGUCUUUCAAAGAGCAUCAAAUCAUCAAAGUCACCGAGCACAUCUCAGACGACUGGUGGAAUGGACAGAUUAAUAACGGCCCUAUUGGAAUGUUUCCCUCGUCUUACGUUAAGCCGAUUUGAUAUUUUCCAUUCUGUCUAAUUCUGUGUUUUUGGUGUCUCGGCAUCCUCCUCUCUUAUUUUCCCUGUUCUUGUACACACUUAACCAUCCCUUGAGCUACUAUGAGUAAUCGCUUGCACAUUAAAUGAACUCUUCCCUCUUUAUAUUUCUUUUUUAGGAUCCGAUUUUCAUUUUCUCAUACCAUCAUCAUAUUGUCACAUCCUUGUAUUUUUUUCACAUCAUUAACGCUGAUCGUUUUUCCUACGCCAAGGGUGUACCUGUUGAAAGAACGUUUGAACAUUUUUUUACCAGAAUGUUCAUGAGGUCAACAUGUAGAUUGUGUUUGAGCCGACACACUCAUCCAAAGUGCACAGUAGAAACUAGAAUAGGGUCGUGCUCUUGCUGAUUCCGUG
Molecule: messenger RNA, 1160 nt
Organism: Puccinia graminis f. sp. tritici CRL 75-36-700-3
Lineage: Eukaryota; Fungi; Basidiomycota; Pucciniomycetes; Pucciniales; Pucciniaceae
Exons: 5
Coding region: 57-770 (237 amino acids)
Biological process (GO): protein transport to vacuole involved in ubiquitin-dependent protein catabolic process via the multivesicular body sorting pathway
Cellular component (GO): ESCRT-0 complex
Molecular function (GO): protein binding
Source: RefSeq, a predicted model, not a curated record